Messenger RNA from Schistosoma haematobium, 2288 nucleotides. RefSeq lists its product as uncharacterized. The record is from RefSeq and is a predicted model, not a curated record. Bases 219 to 1616 code for a protein of 465 amino acids. The transcript is spliced from 4 exons. NCBI's taxonomy places the organism in Eukaryota, Metazoa, Platyhelminthes, Trematoda, Strigeidida, Schistosomatidae.
CAUACAAAAUCCAUUGUUAUGAAUGAUAUGAGUGUAACAUUUGAUUCAGAUAAAUUAAAACAAAAGAAAAACAACUAACCUCAUUCACUUCAUUCAUUGAAAUGAAUAAAUAACAUUGGUAACUUGAUAUAUUGUCAAUGGGUUUCCUUUGUUGUUGUUAGUUUCUUUAUUCUAUUGACAAGAUAUAAACAAUUUAUAAUAUUCAAUUACUAAACAUUAUGAUUCAUUAUCAUCAUCUAAUAUAUAUAUAUCAAAAUAGUCAAUCUAACAGGUAUUCAUUAUGUAAUUAUUAUCUUAUAUGGUAUUUUAUAUUAUCUUAUAUAUUUGCAAUUCCAUUCCAUAGAAUGCAUUCAGAGAUUACAGUCAGUUUACCGGAUACUUAUAUGUCACAUAUAAAUACAAAUAAUAAUUAUUAUUUAAAAGAUUAUCAUAUCAUUAAUUUUAAACAUUUGAAUAAACAAAAUACAAAUUUAUCAUUGAAUAAUCAAAUUAAGAAUAUAAUGGAUAAUUCUAAUUUAACUAGAAUAAAAGAGCAUAAACAAUAUCAUAGACAACAAUUAUAUCAACCGACAGAAGCUUUACACUUUCAUUCAGGUUCAUAUUUAAUUAACAAUCCUUUACAUGUUAGUUCACAGAAUCAAUAUUUAACUGAAUUGGAACAAUAUUAUCCAAAUGUUUGGUUUCAACAAAGAAAAUAUUUGACAACAUCUAAAUAUCGUUCCGAUUUAUGGACUACAUUACAUGUCGAAAAUUGUUAUGAAGUCAAACCAGCUCCGGACUUGUUAUCUCAAGAAGAAAUUCAUUGGUAUGAAAGAAAUUUACUCAAUUAUAAUAAUAAAAAACGUUUUUCAAGACAAACUAAAAGAAAAUAUAAAAGUUAUUAUAAGAAGUUACCUGGUUUAAAAAGUCAAUGGCUUCGAAGUAAAAGAAAUUGGAUCAAAUCUCCUAAAAAGUUUACAUGGUUAACAAGAAAGCAGAAUAAAAAUUACUCUUUAUUGAGAUCAAAACGCUCGGUUCAUGAAAAUGAGAUCAUUGCAAAUGAAAAAUUGAAAAUAUCUAGCAACACAGUUGUAACCAACCAGAAUGUUGGAAAUAAAUCUGCAUUAAAUCAUCAUUCUACAAAUAAUGUUGUUGCUGUAAUCACUGUGCACAAAAUUGCUAUUCGUCCAUCUGUAUUAAUUUUAAAACAAGGGAAUGUUCAAGCACGUAUACAGUAUGUUAUGCAAUUACAUAAAGAAUUAACUGAACAAUAUCGGCUUAUUUUAGAAGUACGUAUAAAUCCGGAAUUUCCUCCGUUAUACAUUGGAGUGAUCCAGAAUGUAUGUGAUUACUGGCCAGCAAAUGUUCCACAAUCAAAAUGUUCACUGAAAAGACCUAGAUUUUAUCAGAAAAACACAAUGUGCUUUUGUAAUAUGCCACCGGGUAUUUAUAGACAACGUGUGAAAUUGAAUCUUAACAAUAUUCUAGAUGAACUUGAAUUACCGCGAUUUUUAGUUAAUUUCUUAUUUUCUGAUAAGAAACUCGAUGUUCAUAUUACAAUCAAACUAGAAAUGGAAAAUAAAGAUCUUGUAGGUUGUAUGAAAGUGAAAUUACCAUUACAAUUUAUAUCUGCAUAAAGAAUCAAAUGCCUCAUACUAAUUUCUUUCUUUCUUCUUCUUUUUCUUUUUUCUUCCUUUAUUUUGCAUUAUUUUUCAUAAAUGUACUAUUCAAUUGUACAAAAAGGAAAAACUCAUGUUCACUUCAUAAACUCAUUUUAAGUUUACUAUUUAAUUGUUUGCUUUAUUAUAAAGUAAUUUCUCAGGUUUAUUUCUUCUUUUCUUCUUCUUUUUUCUCUUUUGUUUUUUUAUAAAAAAAACAACAAAAAAUAACAACUUACAUGGCAACAUGAUAUAUAUCUAUUACACUUUAUGAAUGAACAAGUUAUCUAAGGUUUGUUUGUUCAUGUUAAAUUCCUUUUUCUUUGAAAAAAAACAAGAAAAAAGAAAAAGAAAAGAGAGAAGUUGUAACAUAGAGACAUGUUACUAUUUCAUAUAUAAUGAAUUCAUUGAAUUUAUUCUCAAAGAUAUGUAAAAAUAUUUUUUAUAAAGUAACUUUUGUUUCAAAUAAAGAAAUCAUCAUAGCAACAAGAACGACAACAACAAAAAGAAAAAAAAUUUUUAAUUUUUAAUACAACAGGCUUUAGUAUCAUAUCAUGUGUUUCUUGGGUGAAAUGAUUUAAUGAUAUAUGUUUAAUUUUUUUAUUUUAUUUUCUAUUCUGGAUAAUACCAUUAAUGAUUACUUUGUGUAGA